Molecule: messenger RNA, 759 nt
Organism: Papaver somniferum (opium poppy)
Lineage: Eukaryota; Viridiplantae; Streptophyta; Magnoliopsida; Ranunculales; Papaveraceae
Exons: 1
Coding region: 1-759 (252 amino acids)
Source: RefSeq, a predicted model, not a curated record
AUGUCUGUUCCAUCUCUUGCGAACGAUACUUCGGAUAAGCUGCUGAAGGUUAUAUAUCCCCUCUACAGUUUAGGUAGCCUGUCAGAUCAGGUUGCACAUGCUCAUAAGAAUGGCUUUGAUGCAAAUGCUUUAUACAAGCACAUUUUCAAGGUUGUUCAAAACAAUAGAAUGCAUCCACUAAUGGUCGUCAUCGAAAUAACAGAACUUGUUACAGAUGGCCUCUUAAAAGGAAAUAUUAGCGAAGAUGAAAUCGAAAAGCUUGUUCCCCAUGGAAAACAAAGGAUCAGAGGAUUGAAUAAGAAAUGGGGAUUCUAUACAAGAAAGAACGCCAGAGAGAAGGAGAAUCUUCGACCAGCUACUCUGACAUAUUGCAGAAUGAUUUGUUUAUUUCCUCAAAUUGCUAGUCUGACAUUAUUUCGUCAUGGCCAUUCUUGCUACUUCGCAAACAAAUUUCCUAAUGAUGCAGGAAUAUAUCCAGCACAGACUUUCAAGCUUCCUAUGGCAAUGAAGCAUUUGGGUUUUGGUGGACUUAUUCCGAAUGGAGUAAGUAAUGCGCUUUAUAAUAAAGUUCUUGAGGUUCCUAGUUUAGCUUUCAUGGUUGAAUUCAACCUUAUGGGAAACCCUGACCGGAAUGAGACUUUUUCGGCUGCGUAUGAAGAUCAGAAGCCUUACAUGAAAGCUGCCAAGGGUGGUCCUAUAAUUGAUACUGACAGGAUCGCAUUCUUGAUAAUGCUGGAAUUGGAACUGUUGAAGCAGUGA